Messenger RNA from Cricetulus griseus (Chinese hamster), 2598 nucleotides. The record is from RefSeq and is a predicted model, not a curated record. Lineage: Eukaryota; Metazoa; Chordata; Mammalia; Rodentia; Cricetidae.
CAACAGACUGUGUCAGACAAGAGCGCGGCAGAGGCAAGAGUGUUGCUGGAGAUGGUCCCACACAAAGUAUAAAAGCGUGAGGGAAACGAAAGGAUGCGGGGUGUGUGAUGAACACAGGAAUGGGGAGGCGAUUGGAAGCAGAGAUACCGGAACCAAGUACCUCAGGCGCUCUGCUGCAUAUGGGGUGGGGGUGGAGAGAACCGGCGCCCGCGAGGAUUAUGGGACUUGUAGUUUCAGCCGGCUUUAGUUUGGAAGAUGGCGGUGUACGCCAGCUGCGCAUUCGCAAAGCGGCUUCCAGCUGCGCAUGCGCAUCAUCUCUGAAGGCACGCCGCUCGGGGGCGGGGUUUGUCCGUGUCCUCGCGCCUGCUCUGGUGGCGGGAAAAGUAGUUCGAGGUGGAAGAAUGUGCGGAAUGGCUGCGACGGCGUAGGCUGCGCCUCGUCUUUAGGUCCUCGGCGCCCCAGAAGGUAGCUGGCUGCUUUUAUCCCGCCCUAGAGGAGCGUGUUAGAGGCAAGGGAAGUGUAGUUUCUGCUGAAUGAUGGCAACAUCACAGAAUAUCAAAGAAUAUGAAAAGGGAACAAAGAAAACCUUUGCUUCACCUACACAAAAGUCACACCAUGUGAAACCUCAGGCUGACUCAUGGAAGGAGGACCCCCAGGGGACCAGCUCUCUAGAGGCAGAGGCCAAGCCACGCCGGCCCAGAGCCAGCCCAAAGAAGGAGCAGAAGACAGCCACAGAGCAUGGUCCCAACGGGGGCCAGGAGAAAAAGCGAAAGGCUCAAGACAAACCAGCCAAGAAGAAAGGAAAGGAAAAACAAACUCUUACCAAUGCAGAAUUUGAGGAGAUUUUCCAGAUUGUACUACGGAAGUCCCUGCAGGAGUACUUGGGGCUGGGAUCUGGCCUUAAUUUUGCAGAGACUUCCUGUGUCCAACCCAUAAUACCUACCAAAUCAGACAAAGAACCAGGAAUUGCUUCUCCUGCCACUGAUAAUGAAAAUGCUGAUGGUAUCAAUUCCAGGGAGGAGGUAAUAGUACCUGAUACUCGAGAGAUUGCAUCUUCUCUAGAAGAGGAAGUGGACUCUGAGAUUAGGACGUCUAAGCCAGGCCAGCUGGCUGCUGAACCCUCCAAGAAGAAAUCCAACAGACUUUCUUUAAGCAAAAGGAGGAAGAAAUCCGAAGAUGAGAAAAUGGAGGAAAUCCAAGAUGGAUAUGAGUGCAUUCUGAAAGACAAGCAGAAGACAACGAUUCAGGAUCCUUCUCAGAUCAGGGGUCAGCAGAAAGAAGAAGAAGGUGGUUUUGGCCAGUGUCUCAUCUGGGUCCAGUGUUCAUCUUCAAAGUGUGAGAAAUGGAGGCAGCUACGUGGAGACAUUGAUCCCUCAGUUCUCCCAGAUAAUUGGUCUUGUGAUCAGAAUCCAGACCUGAAUUAUAAUCGCUGUGAUAUUCCUGAGGAGACUUGGACAGGGUGUGAGAGCGAUGUGGCCUAUGCCUCCUAUGUUCCAGGAUCCAUCGUCUGGGCCAAGCAAUACGGUUAUCCCUGGUGGCCAGGCAUGAUAGAAACUGAUCCUGACCUGGGGGAGUAUUUUCUUUUUUCGUCUCAUCUUGAUUCCCUGCCGUCCAAGUACCAUGUGACAUAUUUUGGAGAAAGAGUUUCUCGUGCGUGGAUCCCAGUCAGCAUGCUGAAGAACUUCCAGGAGCUGUCCCUGGAGCUAGUUAGAGGGAAAACAUGUAGGAACAAGGACUACAACCAGAAACUGGAGGCAGCCAUAGCAAUGGCUCACAAGGCAGAACAGAUCAAUAUUCAGGAGCGGGUUAACUUGUUUGGUUUCAGGAGUCGAUACAGUGGAUCUGACAGCAGUGGGGAAGGGAAAGAUUUGAUGCUCCGUGAGUCCAGCAGCCCCGAGUCUUGUCUGCAGAAAGAGAAGGACUCAGGGGAGGAGGAGAAAGAAGAGAAGGAAGACCCAACUUUGCCUAAACCCAAGCCAGCUAAAAUACAGACCAAAAAAAUCAAGUCCAGAGGCCCAGCAGGAGGACAAGGUGGGCGUCCAAAAGAGAAGACUGUGAAGAAGUCUCUGAGCAGUGAGUCCACAAUCCCUCUUGCACCCGUAUUGGGAGGAAAAGAAGAACAGGGGAAUUCAGAACUGGGCCAUCCAGGACCUAAAAAGAAAUUUAAGGCUCCUGAAAGCAAGGCCUCAGCUACCACCUUACCUGAGAAGCAAGAAAUUAAAAUUGUGUCCAAGUGCCCUACCCCACCAGCUGGCCAUGGGGUGUGUCGGUUGGGAAAGGAAGGCCCUGGACCUCAGGAGCCCCUGACACAGGAGGCAGCAAUCUUCCCCCUUGAAGAUGAUGGUUCCAGUGACCUGGACUUGGAGCAACUCAUGGAAGACAUUGGAGAGACAGAGGAGAGAGGGGAGUCACAGCAGAGGGAUGGCUCAGAGGGGUUCCUGGCAGCCCUUUUUGAGGAGUAGUGUGUUCUGGUCCUCCUUCUGUUGUCUGCCUCCCAGCGUUUGAGCAGCUGUAGAAUGUUGGGGUUGUUGGUCUGUUACGUGGAUCAAAUCAGCUGUGCAGCUUGUGUUAAUAAAGCAGGUCUGGGGCUCCUGCUGA